CAAGUAUUCGUGUGAUGAGUUUGGAACCAGCCAACAGCGCCUCUGAUAAUCUGGGAGCAGGUUUCUCAGCGUGGGAUGAUCGGUGGGCAGGGAGGGUGGAGGGGAGGCGUGUCCCGGCAGCUCCAGCAGCCUCCUCUUUCUGCUGCUGUCCCGCACAUCAGAGCUGCCUGUCCCGACGCAAGGACGCUGUUCUCCUCCUCUCUCCUCUCCGGAGCAACCGCUGUCUGCCCGGGGGAGAGGACCGGGGACCCGGCGUGCAGCCUGCAGCCAGCCCGCUGUAGGACCGGGCCACGAUGUGAUUUUACUCAGAGGUUUUUCAUUCUCCUUAAAAAACAACAACAACCAACAAACCUGAAUGAUCGGAGCUGUCAGAGUAAGAGUCAGAGAAGGAAGCGCAACAGCAACCCAGCAGCUGGAAUAAGGCCUAAAAACAACAACAAAAAACUUCUGGUUUACUUUUAAGUGGCAGCAGGGAUUCAGUGGGAAACUUUUUUUUUUUUUUUGGAGAUGGAGCCGGAGGAGGGGAAGAUCUCGGUAUGGGUCUGCCGAGAGGAGAAGCUGGUCUCCGGACUGACGAAGCGAACCACCUGUGCCGACGUCGUGCGGGUUCUGCUGGACGACCAGAACCUGCAGCAGGGCGCAGCAGCCCCGAUGCUGUCCGGCUCCCCGCAGUCCUACUGCGUGGCCGAGAAGUGGAGAGGCUUCGAGAGGAUUUUGCCCAACAAGACCAAGAUCCUGCGGCUGUGGAGCGCCUGGGGAGACGAGCAGGAGAACGUGCGCUUCGUCCUGGUGAAGAGCGAAGCUACGCUGCCCAACAACGCGCCGCGCAGCGCCGAGGCGCGCGUCGUCCAGAGCCGGGAGAGCGGCGGCCCGGGCGGCCUGCUCAAGGGCACCGCCAAGAGCUGCUGGGUAGCCGCGGCCGCCGCGGCCAACAUCUCCCAGGAGAAGCAGCGGCGGAUCAUCCGGAAGGCUUUCAGGAAGUUGGACAAAAUGAACAGAAAGAAGGAACAGACGGCUACAAAGGGGAAAAGUUCCGCGGAGAAGAUGGAGACCUUGGUCCACUUGGUGAUCUCGCAGGAUCACACCAUCCGGCAGCAGGUCCAGAGAAUCAAGGACCUGGACCGGGAGAUUGAGCGAUACGAGGCCAAGGUGCACUUCGACCGCAUCAAGACACACGGGGCGAACUACGUGCAGGACACGUACAUGGUGGACUCCUCCGCGGAGACCCCGGCUCCGUCUGCGGACGGGAAGCGCAAAGCGGAGCGCCAGGAGGUCCGCUGCGCCGCCGAGGCGCUGGCGCAGUUCGAGGAGUACGCGCGCCGCUGCGAGGAGGUGGUGCGGCUGCAGGAGGAGGUGACGGAGCGGGAGGCGCUGGUGGAGAGCAUCACCGGGGAGAUCCAGGAGGAGCUGAACCGGCGCUGGAUGAGGCGGCGGCGGCGGCGGCGGGAGGACGGGGAGGCGGAGGCGACGCAGGACACCGACAGCACCGCGGACGAGGUGAGCCUCUGUGAGGCCGCGGAGCCAGAUGUGGAGAGCCUGUCAGAGAACGAGCUCCUGCUGGAGGAGGAGAGGAUAAAAACCCAGCUGGACACCAGCCUGUACAUAGGCCUGAGACUCAAGACGGACCUGGACGCCAUCAGAGGGGACUUGGACCUGAGUCUGGCCCUCUGGGAGACCAAAGAGAGCGAACUGUUGGACCUGCUCGCCAAAGUUGAAACCAUGGAGCUGGAGCAGGGGAACGCACAACUGACUGAUGCCGGAAAGGAGGAAGAGGUGGCUGAAAGCAGCGUGGAAGCUGAUCAGGGGUCAGCAGAACAGAGCAGUGGCUGGGUAGAGCAGGCCAGAGGUCUGUCCAAAGCCUGCAGCAUCAACGACGAGGACUCGGACACGGGCCUGAGCUCCAUGCACAGCCAGGACUCUGACAACCCUCCUGUGUGUGAAUCACUGGUGUAGGCCGGCUUCGUGUCGGAGCCUCUUAGGCUUCUUUAUGCAGUUUAAUGCCACAAGCUCAGGGGCAGACAGAAAAAUCCGGGUUGGCUUCCUGAAAUCUAAAACGCACCUCCGCGUGAGGCGCUGCUAUUCCACAGCAAUAAUCUCUAUACAGUCACGGCACAAUAAGCUUAGACAGGACAGCAUGUGCAGUAGAAGCUCGGUAAGACGCGUGCUGCUCGGUAAGCUGAUCUCUGACCUCCACCGGGGGAGUCAAAAGAGCAUCUUUCAUGAGAAGAAGUAGCCUGGAGAACAUGCAGUUUAUGAUCCACAGGGCUGGAGCAGUUUGCCGAGAUAAACCUGAUCACAGUUUCACGGCCCGUCUGAUAACUUGUUCAAGUAGCAAAAACACCCGGGCUGACUGUGGAGUCGGAGCUCUCUAAGUAGGCGUAUAAUGGAAAUGAACAGCAGCUUCUAUGCAAGGGUCAAAAUCUGUUACUGUUUAUUCACGCA
Molecule: messenger RNA, 2442 nt
Organism: Fundulus heteroclitus (mummichog)
Lineage: Eukaryota; Metazoa; Chordata; Actinopteri; Cyprinodontiformes; Fundulidae
Gene: rassf10a
Product: Ras association domain family member 10a
Exons: 1
Coding region: 508-1953 (481 amino acids)
Biological process (GO): signal transduction
Source: RefSeq, a predicted model, not a curated record